AUGUCGCUGGCACUUGACAAGACACCUCAGACCUCCGCGAUGUCGCUGGCACUCGAGAAGGCAUUCGUUGACAAGACGCCUCAAACCCGAGCAAGCUCGAAGCCGCCCCGCCCGACCGAGCCGACCGCAUGCACCGAGAAGAGCAAAGCCCGGAGCGGCCCGGGCUUCAUGGAUCUCCCGUACAACAUCCGAAAACGAAUCCGCCAUGAGGCCUUGCUCGUGGAUACCGAUCGCGGCAAGCCGUUCCUCACCUCGAACCUGGCCACAGUCGCCAAGGAGUGGAGGGACGACAUCGAGGAGGUCAUUUUCAACGACAUCACCAUCGAUGCGCUCGACGACCCAGAGGUCCUGGCGUUCAAGGCGAUGUUCGCUACGGAUAGACGCAGGCAGCUUCUCACUCGCCUGAAUUUCGCUGUCGACGAUAGCGAGACAGGACCGUGGUACAAGGAGAAUGACGGCCUUGAGAUUGCCCAAAUCGUGGACAGCAUCGGGGAUUUCUUGAAAUACAUUCAUCGCUGGGACUUUCGCAAGGAAGGGGGAGGCCGGCGACCCUUGGAGAUCGCCUUCGCAACAUCGCAGUUUCCGGACGCAAAGAUCGAUUGGUCUCACGGCCAUCGACUCAUCCCUAACACCACCUCUAUGUGGGAACACUCGCGUGACCGGACUGCCUUCGGAGUUAUGGAACUUUGCCAAUUGUCAUCUAUAUUUCACAAAGAGUCCAAGCUCCCACCCUUUCUCGACAAGGUGACAUAUCUCAGCAUCCCACCCGACUGCAUACCCCACAUGAUGGCGCAGGAGGUCAUAGAAAUGAUGCCGAACCUGGAAACAUUGAUACUUGACCCUAGAUUUGAUGUGGAGUCUGAUGAACCAUGGGUGCGCUUGUUAUAUCUCAUUGAUUCCUUACCCAGCUCCGUGCCUUCGCUUCAAAACCUGACUUUGCGAAACACGGCUCAUGUGCCUGACCGCGACACGAAGACUCGAAGUCCGCACAGACCGGAAUGCAUGGCGCUUUUCUCAGCUGUCUUGCGGGAUAACAGCCAGGGACUCCGGUCUUUAUGUGCAAACCCAUUCGAAGUAGACGAAGAAUUCAUUCGACCGUUCUCACGGUUGAAGCACCACGUUUACAGAAACACCUGGAGAUGGCCCCGAUUGCAGCACAUCGACUUGCAAUUCUUCGAAUACUGGGACGAGUGGGAUGACAGGCCGUGGAAGACUGAAGAAUGUCAGGCGGCUUUGGAUAAACACGAAGACAAGGUCAAACAGCUACUCGACGACUAUGGCCCGAUAGAACCCCGUUGCGGUAUGGAUGAGACAUGUCUAAGCUUUCGGCAUGAGAUGUCUUCGUAUCUGAAUAUAUGCCGGCCUGAUCCCGAGGAGCCGAUUUUGUCACCAACGCAUAUACUCAUCGCUGCAGGAAGGGCCACCACCGCCAUGCCGGUUCUGGAGUCUGCUCACAUUUCCAUCUUCUCACAGGCAAGGGGAACUCCUGGCAUAUUCGCCAAGCGAAAGCUGUGCCCCAAGUCCGGGAACACGACAAGCUCCCGCGUGUGGCUCUGUGAUGACUUCCACCCGAAAGUCCGAGCGCAUAUCAUGGAGGCGUGGGCUGAUUUCCUCGGACCGGACCCAAAGGUUGACGCGGGACUGCCAUCUGAGUUUACCCAAGUUCAGCGGUGCUCGCGCCCUACAGGAUGA
Molecule: messenger RNA, 1692 nt
Organism: Diaporthe batatas
Lineage: Eukaryota; Fungi; Ascomycota; Sordariomycetes; Diaporthales; Diaporthaceae
Exons: 2
Coding region: 1-1692 (563 amino acids)
Source: RefSeq, a predicted model, not a curated record